AUGAAUCCUCAUGGGUUUCCAAGUCGAAUGACAGUUGGAAAGAUGAUAGAGCUUCUUGGAGGGAAAGCAGGGGUUUCAUGUGGUAGAUUUCAUUAUGGCAGUGCUUUUGGGGAAGAAAGUGGCCAUGCUGACAAGGUUGAAACCAUAAGUGAAACUCUUGUGAAACACGGCUUCAACUACAGUGGGAAAGACUUCAUUUAUUCAGGUAUUACGGGUUGCCCAUUACAAGCAUAUAUUUUUAUGGGGCCAAUAUACUAUCAGAAAUUAAAACAUAUGGUGCUCGAUAAGAUGCAUGCUCGUGGUAGUGGCCCUCGUACCCUGCUAACUAGACAGCCUACAGAAGGGAGAGCUAAAAAUGGAGGUCUAGAGUUGGAGAAAUGGAACGUGAUUGCUUAA
Messenger RNA from Lathyrus sativus (Indian pea), 396 nucleotides. Lineage: Eukaryota; Viridiplantae; Streptophyta; Magnoliopsida; Fabales; Fabaceae. The record is from the annotation of a GenBank genome assembly.